GUAUGACGUCACAUUGCUCACGUCUAUCGAGGCGGUAUGCGGCUAAAGCUAAGCUAAACUAUGUAAUCCUUCAAGAGGCCGAUUCUCAUCUUACUUUUGCUUAGUUACGUGGUUGUUAUUAUCGGCGUCGACAUACAUGGUGACGAGUAGUAAGAAUAAAAAAAAGCUCGUCUUCUAAUCGGCUUUGUGAAAGGCAAACCAAGAAGGAUGGAAGCGGUGAACGCGUUCAACAUGGAGUUGUUCUCCAUGCUUGACAUGAAGCCUCCCAUAUCGCGGGCUAAAAUGAUGUCUGUUACCAAGGCCGCCAUCAAAGCCAUUAAGCUCUACAAGCAUGUCGUCCAGAUUGUCGAGAAGUUCAUCAAGAGGUGUAAACCCGAGCUCAAAGUUCCCGGCUUGUACGUGGUGGACUCUAUCGUACGGCAGUCGCGUCACCAGUUUGGUGUGGACAAGGACGUGUUUGGGCCUCGCUUCUCCAAGAACUUCACAGACACCUUCCAGAAUCUCUAUAGCUGCUCAGAGGAUGAUAAGGACAAAAUUGUCCGCGUGUUGAACCUGUGGCAGAAGAAUAGCGUGUUUGACAUGGACAUCAUCCAGCCUCUGAUGGACAUGGCUGAAAAUGUCCCGUCACCCUCGCCGUCCCUUGAAAUUCCCACGGAGUCACAGCCUCCUCCCACGACAGCGACCCUCAACGUAGCUCCGCCACAAGUGUCCAAUUCUGACGCCUUAGCCGCGGUGGCCCAGCUGUUCCAGUCCCCGCACGGUCAGGAGCUCCAGAGGAUGCUUCACAGCUUGCAGCAGGCGGAAAAGAGCCACGCGGCCAAUCAUACAAACGGGCCAAAUGCUCACCAGGUCAAUGUGGCCCAGUCCCAAAUGCACCGAGAAGAAAGAGGCACCCUGGCUGAGAAACUGCUCGACAGCUUUGACUAUGACGACGAGCCCGAGAAGGUGGCAACGAACGACACGACGAGCUCUUUCACCGGACGAGACGACGUCCGUGGUCAGAUGCGCAACAUGGAGGCCGCUCAUCCAUUUCCGGGCGGAUUGGAGUUUGGUGGAGUGGCGGGCGAUGCCGAGCGCCAGAUGCAACCCACCGGUUACCAUUCCAGGAGUGACCAAUCGACGCUGAUGAACUACCAAUCGCAGGCGGACUCGAGGGAGGAUCUUUAUACACAUCGAGAAGGCAGACACGGAGCCUACGGCAGAAGAACAAGAUCCGGUUCCAAAUCUCCGAGACGAAGACGCUCGCGCUCGUCGUCACCGCGGUCGAGAAGGUCGAGGCACAGACGCUCCAGAUCGCGCUCGAGAGAGAGCCGCCGGCUGCGCUCCCGCUCGCAGGACCGAAACGAGCGAGAGUGCGAUAGGGAGCGGCGGCAGAAAGGGCUCCCCGCCAUCAAGAGCCAGACGCUCAGCGUGUGCACCACAACACUGUGGGUCGGUCAGCUGGACAAAAAAACCCAGCAGUCGGACGUGGUCUCCCUCCUGGAGGAAUUUGGCCAGAUCGAGUCGGUCAACAUGAUCCCUCCGAGAGGUUGCGCCUACAUCGUGAUGGUGCAUCGACUCGACGCCUACACGGCCUUGAACAAGCUCGGUCGCGGCUCAUACAGAGUCAAUCAGAAGCCCGUGAAGAUUGCGUGGGCUUUAAACAAAGGCAUAAAGGCGCCACACAAAAAGUUCUGGGACGUCGAGCGAGGAGUCACCUACAUCCCCUGGGCCAAAGCCAAAGGCGAGGAGCUGGAGAGUUAUCGGGAAGGCGGGAUGCUGGACCCGGACACGCUCAGCGAAGAGUGGAAAAGCCUUCUGGACCUCAGCAAUCCGCAGACGGCGGCCGCGAACGGCAUGUCGGAAAGCGCGGCGGCGGCGGCGGCAGCGGCAGGCGGGACCGUCCGGGCUCUGAUUCAGGCUCCCGCCGUCCAACAGGGGGCGCCCAUGGGAAGCCCGCCGCCAUACCUGCCCCUGGGUAUGCUGUCCCCAGGGUCCCUGCCCAGCACGGGGGGCCUGAUGCUGAUCCCGCCAAAGUUAAAGCCUGACGCCAUGGCAGCAGCCGUCAAAUCCCCAACGGAGUCGACGCCCAAGGCCGAAGGAGACAAACUCUCGGAGCGUCUGCUGGGCUCCCCCACCGCCAUCAACCUGCAGACGCCUCCGCCAAUGCGUCCUCCUCACCUGCCGCCAUUCCUCUCGCCGCCUGCCAUGAUGCCCGCAGGACCCGCCUUCCCCCCGGAAAGGUUCCGGAUGGCUUUGCCCUUCCCCCCUCGCGGGCCCAUGCUCCACCGGCCUCCUUUUCUGCGGCCGGAGGGCACCGUGCCGUCUUUCAGGGGACGGCCGGGCUUCGGAGGCCCGCCGCCCCGCCUGCCCAGGGGGAGCUGGUGAUCAAGCAACCUCUCGUUGCCAUCUCAUCAAAACGAGGACAAAGGCUGUAAAUAGUGUACAUGCGUGCCACCCUUUGUGAUCUUUUUGUAUAUUUGAAGGAAAAAUGAGUCGAGUUGAAGUGCUAAGGCGACAAAGAAAAAGCUUUAUUGACAAUGCUAACUUCUAGAAAGAGGCAAAAGUGUGUUUUGUUUAAUCACCUUUACUUGUUCUUCACGUUUUGAUUAAAAAAGAUAAAACUA
Molecule: messenger RNA, 2606 nt
Organism: Syngnathus typhle (broad-nosed pipefish)
Lineage: Eukaryota; Metazoa; Chordata; Actinopteri; Syngnathiformes; Syngnathidae
Product: SR-related and CTD-associated factor 4-like
Exons: 18
Coding region: 208-2367 (719 amino acids)
Biological process (GO): negative regulation of termination of RNA polymerase II transcription, poly(A)-coupled
Cellular component (GO): nucleus
Molecular function (GO): RNA polymerase II C-terminal domain phosphoserine binding; RNA binding
Source: RefSeq, a predicted model, not a curated record